This is a messenger RNA of Chara braunii, 1324 nucleotides long. The record is from the annotation of a GenBank genome assembly. NCBI's taxonomy places the organism in Eukaryota, Viridiplantae, Streptophyta, Charophyceae, Charales, Characeae.
UCAGGUGUCAGACAGACUGUAAGUCCACCAAAAUCAGCCACACGAUUUCCUUUUACUGACCCUGGACCACACAGGAGUUAGUAGAGUCACUCCACUACUCUUCCAGAGACCCACUAGAAAUUCCAAUACCCACUAGAAAGCAAGUGUUGUCAGUGAGAAUGAUCGAAAAUGGUUAGUACAGACAAAAGAGGUACCCCGCAGAGCCCAGCUAUGGCGCCAGAUCACAAGGUUAGUUGGGUCAUGAGAUGGCAAGCGAAUCAGAUUGAGGAAUUUAGAAAAGCGGUCAACAACGUCGAUAGAGACAGACUCCCGGAGACCAUUGGGAAUGGGAAAAGGUACCUCAUCUUGAAUGGCCAUAUAGCCAAAGCGGAGGAGAAGAGAAGGAACAUGACCAAGGAGAGUGAAGGGAUACUGGAUAGGACCACUAAGUUGGAGGAGACCCUCAAAAGGAUCUGGGAAGUAGGGAAGGAUCUCGAGGUGGAUGAUGCAAGGGUGGAUAGGGAUGGGUACGAUCCUGCGCUCAUGGGAAUAAUGGGGGAGGAAGAGGAGGAGCUCAGGCAACUCCUCGACAACCAACCCCCACCCCCUCCUCCCCCAAAGGGGGAAGGGGAAGGGGACGAAGCGGGACGAAGCAGGAGGAACGGAUUUGUUCCGAUUGGCUCGGCACAAUGGCUUGAGGGGAAGGUAUUUGCGGGUCGAAUCGAGAUGGGUCUCUCAGGUAGACGGAAGUGGUGUAAAAUGGGAGACAAGCCACGCAGAAGAUUUGUACAUAUGAGGUAUGUGAGUAGGUUGAUGGAGGCAGUCUCGGUCAGAGCACUGAUCAUCUCCUUGAUGACAGUGGCUGUUGGACAGCACUUCGCGGAGUGGAUGGAGACUGUCACUUUUGGCUGGUUUUACAACGAACCAGUCUCUGGGAUACUCUACAAGCCUGCAGAAGUAUUUCGGGAUUUCAAUAUAGAUCGAUGGGAAAAUAGCAAGGGCGGUUGUGCUUGUAAUGGUAGGUAUGCUCGAUUUACCAACCCUGCCACUAAGGAACUGCUUAUCUCAGGGAAGAUUGGAGGAGCUUUGGGACCACACAUAAUCACUACGGACUACACCAUCUCCCGACUACCCCAGCUCAGAAUGAUCCUGCAGUCUGGCCUUAAUCACAUCCUUAGUGCUAGGUUGGAUAUUGAGAUAGCUGUCAGGGAGGUCCUGAAAGAUUUUGAUGAGACAAUGACACUAUAUAACAAGGAGUAUGAUCUCCAGGAGGAGAUGUUAAGUAAGUAGGAUAGGCAGUUAAAUUCUUAAAUAACAAGGGCAAAAAUCAAACCAUGCAAAAUCA